AUGCCCAAAUCUGACGACACCAAUACUGCCAUUGACGAUCCUACUGAUGAUAAUAACGACACACCUUCAUCCAAAAACGAUGCCUCCAAAUCUACCGAUAAAAAUGACACCAAAACAUCGGAUAAUGGCAGUGAUGGAUCCACAUCAAGCGGUGAACAGGCCAUGACUACUUCAAAGGAAGCCAAGACGUCUACCACCGAAGCUGCUGCUACUACAACAACAAGAAAGAAGGAAUCCACUACUACUGCCACAUCCGAUCGUCCUUCAACUACCGCUCAGACCACCACUGAUAGAGAUCAAACCGCGACAACGAUCGAGUCGAGUAGUACAACAAAGCAGGUGCAACCAACGACCACAGAACCAGAAUCUACCACUAAUAGAUCUACCGAACCAGCAACUACAUCUGAUGAACCUACAAAGACCACACAAAGGGAAUCUAGUAGUCGAGUUGAAACAACAUCCAGUCGAGAUACACCUACCACAACAACGGAAGUUCCCACCACAUCUCAGGAGGAACAGACGAGCAGCUCCACCAUUGAGCCAACUACAUCUCGCCAACCAGCAACAUCUACACAGCGUACCACUUCUGCUGAUCCCACUACAUCUGAACAGAGAAGCGAGACCUCUUCAACCACAGCAUCUACAUCGAGUGAGCCUACGAUGACCACUGAAAGGUCUAGCAGCGCAACAGCAGCUGCUGAAUCCUCAACAGUUCCCGCGGCUACCACAUCUGACACCAGCAUGUCUGCAACCACUUUUUCAACUGAAUCCCCACAGUCCACGACAGCAAUGGCUUCAAGUGAUACAUCGUCUACGGCUAUUGGAACGACGACAGAUAAAGAGAGCUCAAUAGUAGCACCCACCACGACCAGCACCACAGAUGCUAGUGCUUCUGCCACAACAAAAGAGCUUACAUCUAGUAGUAGUCAAGUGCUACCUGUUCCUACUACCACAUCCAACAUGGAAAGCAAUACUGCAACAACUACUCAAAGCACAGCUCCAUCUGUCACUGAAAGCAGCACUCCAUCAGCUAGUGAAAGCGUCGUAUCCACAACAGAGAGCGGUACUGCAUCUACCACGGACACUGGUACUGUCAUUUCCACAACAGAGAGUAGUACUAUGCCAACUAGUGAUAGCGCUAUCGUAUCGACUACUGAUAGUGCAGCUACAUUCACUACCAGCAGCACCACCAGUGCCCCUACUGGUAAUAGUGCCGUUACAUCAACUACAGACAGUGCUGCUCCUUCAACUACUGAAAGUAGCAUUGCAUCUAUAUCAGACAGCAUCAUUGCUUCCACAACAAGCAGCUUACCUCCUUCAGCCACUGAUAGCAUAGUCGCAACAACAACACAAAGCAUCGCUCCAUCGAGUACAGACAGUGCAGCGAUAUCAAGCGCUGAAAGUAGCAUUGCCACCACUACUGAAACGGCUACUCUUUCUGCGACAGAUAGUACAAUGGCUCCCUCUACCACAUAUUCAAGCACUGUGAUUGCACCUACUGGUUCAAAUACUGUUUCCGCAUCAUCCGCUACAUCUUCAAAUCCUGUCAGUACAAGUAAUACAGCAGUAGCAACUUCAACAACAGUGAUACAGCCAGAAUCCAGUGCUGUGGCCACUCUUCCGCCAACUUCAUCCACUGAAUUUCUAUCGUCUGCUACUGCUGUUUCGAGUGAUAGCGUCAUGACAGAGAUCUCUUCCUCUCUCGUUGCCACUUCAGCCAACCCAUCAGUUACAAUGACUGCAUCAGAUACAGCAUCGACAAGCUCCAUGUUGGUGGUAACGUCCUCAUCAGAUCCUCUUUCUUCCAUCCUGUCUACUUCUACAUUCGACGCAAACACAUUGAGUGCUAUAUCCACCGACUCUUCCUUUGUGUUGCCUAGUAUCACUAAAAGUGCUUUGGUUGCCUCAGUAACAUCUUCAUCUACAUUCGAUGCAUCCAACGUAUUGCCUUUCUCUACAUUGUCUGAUUCAUUGUCGCUAUUACCAUCGUCUACAACAGACUUAUCUUCCUUGGCCAGUGUCACUACAUCCUCAUCUAUCCUUUCAUCAGCAAUAGCUAGUAGCAGUAGCUUAAUCCCACUCGCCUCUAGUAUGGCGCCCACAUCAACCAGCGUAAUGCCUAGUUUCACAUCAAGUAGCUCCGUAUUCUCCUCUGCGAUGCUGGCACCUAGAUCUUCAAUGAUAAUGGUAACAGCAACCACUGAAAUUCCAACAGAGACAGAAAUUGUUGUCGAUGGUAUGACCAUUACAGUUACUACCGUCAUUCCUACAACCACCUUAAUCCCAUCAUUAGCAGCCGAUACAUCGGAUAUCUCGUCAAAUAACAGUGGCCAUGCUUCUGGUGGCACCAUUGCUGGUGCUGUUGUUGGAUCUGUGGCAGGUGCUGCGUUGGUCGUUGGUGCUGCUUUAUUUGCUCGCAAGAGAUACAAGCGUGGUGUGCAAAUGCGUCAGCAGCAAAAUGAGUUGGAUAACGAAGACUUUUAUGCGGAUCCAUAUCAACAAAAUGGAGAAUGGAAUCAGCAAUUCGUCGCUGGUGGUGGAGGUGGAGGUGGAUAUCGAGAUUAUCCUGAUGAAGGAGGUGUAUCUGCUGCUGGUGAUGCUGCUGCCUCUCGAGGAACUGCCCCGCCCCUUCCUCGACAUCAAAACACAUACACUGCUGGUCCAGGUCCACAAUUGGAGUCCAUGUCGGAUGAAUACGAUGAAUAUGGUCAUCCUAGCAGAGAGUCGUUCUGGACAUCACUUUCUGAAAGAUUUAGAUCCUUACGUCGCUAA
This is a messenger RNA of Mucor velutinosus, 2772 nucleotides long. RefSeq lists its product as uncharacterized. NCBI's taxonomy places the organism in Eukaryota, Fungi, Mucoromycota, Mucoromycetes, Mucorales, Mucoraceae. The transcript is spliced from 4 exons. The record is from RefSeq and is a predicted model, not a curated record. Bases 1 to 2772 code for a protein of 923 amino acids.